AAUCCCUGUAAUUACAGAGCUUCUAGUGAAAGCUUCGCCUAAACCGAAUCUUGAACUUCAGCCUUCUCGUUAGCCUUGUCAAGAAAUACAGCUAAUUGUUUGGCUUGCUAUUACACGGUCUCUAUUCUUAAUUUAACGAGAACCUCAAGCACAAACCAGUUAUAAGAGCUAUUAGCACUCUCUUAAACAUGGCAGGUCAACAGCCGCCGCGAACAGGUCUGUCCCUGUACGCCAAUCUUCUUGAGCCAGAAGGCGAUUCAACUGCUUCCAUAUCCCGCGGUCCAGUCGUGUCGCAAGAAGCACUUGACGCGGUAAAGGAGCAGGAAGCCUCUAAGAAGCCUAUCGAUUCCGCUCUGCGCUUCCAGCCGCACCCCCAGAUCCGGCGCCCACAGCAGAAGACCCAGAAGCCUAAAGCGAGUUUCCCGAAAGCGCCUCUUGCUCCGCCUACCGCCCUAGAUGUCGCGAGUCCUGGAACAGCUCAAGCCCCGUCAAAAAGCCGGCUAGCAGAUUGGGCGCCCACCGAGGAAGAUGAGUUCAUGUACGGAUUAGGGGAGAAGAGGGCGCGUGGCGGGCGGAGGAAGAAGAAGAAGAAGGAACGAGAGAUACCCAUCGAAACGGACUGGGAUGAGAUUUACGACCCCUCCAGGCCUACGAACGUAAUCGAAUACUUACGGAGCGAUGAGCGAAUUAGAGAGGUGCGAGAAUGGAAGGACUUGCUAUACAAGCACAGGCGACGCGACGACGAUAGCGAGAGGCGGGGAAGCUGGAGUAGCGAAGAGGAAGAUGCCAGGCCAAUACAGAAUCAAUUUGCGCCUCCUGAUUCCUACUCCUUCGCACCGCCACCACCUUCACCUCCACGAGCCUCAGUACCGGACGACAAGACCGGCGACGACGCUUACGCGCGCCGUCUAGCCUUGUCACAAGGAAAUGCCCCUCCACCGCCGCGCUCGCCAUCACCGCCCCCGCCACCUCCUCUACUAGCGGCUCCUCCCGAACCAGAAGCUCCAACCAUAUCACGUGCGCCAGUGCGCUACACGGAGUCAAAGCCAGCGUCCGAGUCCCGUGCGCCGCGCGACCCAGACGCCAUGGAUGAGGACGAGGACGAGUACGUGCCGCCGGAGCCCGAGGCCGAAGAAACGCGGAGCAGCCGGCCGGGCCAGAAAGGAUUCGCCGCGCGUCUCAUGGCCAAGUACGGUUGGUCGAAGGGGCAAGGUCUGGGCGCUGAAGCAAGCGGGAUACUACAGCCACUGCGCGUGCAGGUCGAAAAGCGGAAGAAGAAAUCAGACGCGGAAGGCGGCGGGUGGGCCGAGCCCGGCGGGAAGGGGCGUAUCAUCGGUUCCAAGACCGGCACGGGGACCCAGUCCGAGAGCAGUGGCGGCAAGUUUGGGUCUAUGAGCAAUGUCGUCGUGCUGCGGAACAUGCUCGAUGGCAUGGAGGAUUUGCAGGCCGAGAUGGAGUCCGGGCUAGGUCAGGAGAUCGGCGAGGAGUGCGGAGACAAGUAUGGCCGUGUUGAGAGGUUGUACAUUGAUGUCGAGGGCCGGCGGGUAUACAUCAAGUUUACGGACCAAGUUUCCGCUCUAAGGGCAGUAAAUGCGCUAGAUGGCCGCAUAUUCGCAGGCAACACGAUUGAACCUCAAUUUUACGAUGUCGAUAAGUUUGAGAGAAGAGUCUAUGAGUAGAUAGAACAAGUAUUGGAAUACGAGUGGCUACCUUAGAAACCGCCGGAAAAGGCGAUGGCUGACCCCGGAUCCGCUGUGAUAUCUAGUUAAUUUGGGUAGUCAUGAUAAAUACCUACCGACAUA
Annulohypoxylon maeteangense is the source of this 1802-nucleotide messenger RNA. RefSeq lists its product as uncharacterized. Gene Ontology annotation, molecular function: nucleic acid binding. Gene Ontology annotation, cellular component: precatalytic spliceosome. Gene Ontology annotation, biological process: mRNA cis splicing, via spliceosome. Lineage: Eukaryota; Fungi; Ascomycota; Sordariomycetes; Xylariales; Hypoxylaceae. The coding region runs from base 189 to 1679 and encodes 496 amino acids. The record is from RefSeq and is a predicted model, not a curated record. The transcript is spliced from 3 exons.